Molecule: messenger RNA, 2644 nt
Organism: Mastomys coucha (southern multimammate mouse)
Lineage: Eukaryota; Metazoa; Chordata; Mammalia; Rodentia; Muridae
Gene: Epm2a
Product: EPM2A glucan phosphatase, laforin
Exons: 4
Coding region: 93-1088 (331 amino acids)
Biological process (GO): protein dephosphorylation
Cellular component (GO): cytoplasm; nucleus
Molecular function (GO): carbohydrate phosphatase activity; protein tyrosine phosphatase activity; protein tyrosine/serine/threonine phosphatase activity
Source: RefSeq, a predicted model, not a curated record
GUCCGCGCAGCGCCAGGGCUCGCGCUGCCGCUACCGCCGCCGCCGCCGCCGCCGCCGCCGCUCGCCAGGCUCCCAGGACCCGGGCCACCGCCAUGCUCUUCCGCUUUGGCGUGGUGGUGCCGCCCGCUGUGGCCGGCGCUCGGCAGGAGCUGCUGCUCGCGGGAUCGCGGCCCGAGCUGGGGCGCUGGGAGCCGCGCGGCGCCGUGCGUCUCCGGCCGGCGGGUACGGCGGCGGGCGCGACCGCGCUGGUGCUGCAGGAGCCCGGCCUGUGGCUCGCCGAGGUAGAGCUGGAGACGUACGAGGAGGAAGCCGGCGGGGCGGAGCCGGGCCGCGUUGACACGUUCUGGUACAAGUUCCUGCAGCGCGAGCCUGGAGGCGAGCUGCACUGGGAAGGGAAUGGACCUCACCAUGACCGUUGCUGCACAUAUAAUGAGAACAACUUGGUGGAUGGUGUUUAUUGUCUCCCAGUAGGACACUGGAUUGAGGCCACUGGGCACACCAAUGAAAUGAAGCACACAACAGACUUCUAUUUUAAUAUUGCUGGCCACCAGGCCAUGCAUUAUUCAAGAAUUCUACCAAAUAUCUGGCUGGGCAGCUGCCCUCGACAACUGGAACAUGUGACCAUCAAACUGAAGCAUGAACUGGGGAUUACAGCUGUCAUGAAUUUCCAGACUGAAUGGGAUAUUAUCCAGAAUUCUUCAGGGUGCAACCGCUACCCAGAGCCCAUGACUCCAGACACCAUGAUGAAGCUGUAUAAGGAGGAAGGCUUGGCCUACAUCUGGAUGCCUACUCCAGACAUGAGCACUGAGGGUCGAGUACAGAUGCUGCCACAGGCUGUGUGUCUCCUGCACGCGCUUCUGGAGAACGGACACACGGUGUACGUCCACUGCAAUGCUGGCGUUGGCCGCUCCACAGCUGCAGUGUGCGGCUGGCUCCACUACGUGAUUGGCUGGAGUCUUCGCAAAGUGCAGUACUUCAUCAUGGCUAAGAGGCCUGCGGUCUACAUUGAUGAAGAGGCUUUGGCUCAAGCACAACAAGACUUUUUUCAGAAGUUCGGGAAGGUUCACUCCUCCAUCUGCACUUUGUAGGUGACCAGCCCGCCACCCCUUCUUAGCAAGCAGCCUUAUUAAGGCUGGGUGUGUGAUUAGUGGAAGACCUGGAGACAAAGGGGACUGUGUCCUGUGUCCUCUGGAGAUACCUUCUAUUGUGGCUUGGUUGGGCUUAUGUUUGAAAUAUUUUACAAAGGAAACUGCAUGCCAUGUGAGAAAGCUUCAGCGUACACUGGCAGUGCAGUGUGUGCCUGUAGUUGCUGCUGCCACUGGCUGGGGGCUUUGCUUACAGGCUCUGCGUAGGUUGUUAUGGAUUUGUGACUCAUUGGCAUGCAGAAGACAAGAGAGUGUGGUUAAGUGGAUUUAUUUUAUCAUUACUGUGAGUGUCCACACACACACACACACACACACACACACACACAUACACACAUACACACACAUACAUACACACACACACACACGCACGCAUGCACACUGUAUGUGCAUACAUGAAACACAAACAGCUUUUUACUGAUAUGAAUUAUACUCAUUUGCAGGUGGAAGGGAUAAAUAUGUAAACCCAUCUAGGACUCAGAAAGAGCUCCGCAUGGCCAUAGAGCAAUGGCUUUCUGGAAUUUCCUUCACCUGGCUUCAGAGUUGCUGACAUCUUUACCCUACCUUCCUAAUUUUCCUAUCCUCCCAAUAGGACAGCAGAAACAGAGUUUGCCCUCUGUUUUGUUUUUUUUUUUUCCUUGUCUUUUUCUUGCUUUUCUUCUCUUGAAGCAGAGUUUGUACUACUUGUUUAGUAUAACACACAAAGCUCAGCCUUGAACUCAUGGUAAUCCUCCUGCCUUGGUCUCCUGAGAACUGGGAUUAAAGGAGCCUGGCUCCACCCUCAACACCACCAGUUUUCAAUUGAGGUUUGUUGAGUGUAGCUGGCCUUCCCAAUCUCUUGGUGGGUAGGAAGGAGAUGAAGUUUGUAAUCCAGUUUAUUCGGCUCAGAGCUGCUUUCGGUGCCAUUGGCUUUUAGCAGAGUGUCAUGGCUGCAGCAUUGUCUCUCUUGGGGUAAACUUCCUACCUCUGCAGUUGUUUCUAUGGUGGGAAAUGAAAUAAUGUUCUGUUCCAUUCCCAAGAAUGUGGGAAAACAGUUUUAUUUUGUUCAACCUACUGUAAGCUGUGGUGUAUGUUCUCAAGGCUAAUUUAUCUGUUCAAGAGAGGAAGAGCCUGAGGAGGCCAUGGCCACAGAUUAUUGUACAGCUAGGGGCUAAUCCUGGCUCGGUACUCAAUCCAGUAUAACACAUGAUUGUUGCUCCUCCCAUAUAUGUGCUCAAUUCCACUAGAGUCUAUCAGAAGCACAAACAUCAGCAAAACUUUGCCUCCCAAGAUAUAAUAUCUAGAAACAGACCUGUGUUCCACCCUCUGGAAGAUAGUGCCCAACUACAACGGACAUGUUAAGGUCACAGAGGAGACUUGUCUUUAGUUGAAUGCCACUGUGUGCCAGUUGCAAUCUCUAAUGCCAUCACUUUCCUCUCUGGGAAGUUCAGAUGGGGAAACUGAGGCCCAGAGAAUUUAAAUCCCAUGUCCAUUUCUGUUGUCAUGGAUGGAGUCCGUGAAAA